Medioppia subpectinata is the source of this 339-nucleotide messenger RNA. NCBI's taxonomy places the organism in Eukaryota, Metazoa, Arthropoda, Arachnida, Sarcoptiformes, Oppiidae. The record is from the annotation of a GenBank genome assembly.
UGUUGUUUAACAGCCGAUGAUAACCAUAAGGUGUUCGUCCGAAAGGGAGGCAAUGGAUCGCUUCCGUGUGAACCCGCACUACAGGCCCACAAGAUUUACAAUCUUCAAUGGUGGAAGGAGGACAAGAAAAUUGUCGAGAUAGAGAACGAGAGGAUAAUCCUAUGGCAAGUGGCGGAGAACGUGGCGUUUGUGCCCGAAAGCGGUGCCCUUUCCAUACGAUUUGUCACUUUUGCCGAUUCAGGAGAAUAUCAUUGUAUUGUGAAUAACAAGAAGGAGAACGGAUUGAUGCGAUUCUAUGUUCAGGAGCGCAGCGACGGUACGGUUCGUCUCCAAAAAUAA